Messenger RNA from Synchiropus splendidus (mandarinfish), 9181 nucleotides. RefSeq names its product discs, large (Drosophila) homolog-associated protein 4b (gene dlgap4b). Gene Ontology annotation, molecular function: molecular adaptor activity. The transcript has 15 exons. Gene Ontology annotation, biological process: signaling. The record is from RefSeq and is a predicted model, not a curated record. Bases 397 to 3927 code for a protein of 1176 amino acids. Gene Ontology annotation, cellular component: postsynaptic specialization; glutamatergic synapse. Lineage: Eukaryota; Metazoa; Chordata; Actinopteri; Syngnathiformes; Callionymidae.
UUCCUCGUCAGUCGGUGAAUCUCCUUCCUCGGUGAUGGACACUGUGGACCGGGUCUUCUGCGCCUCCCUUCGCGGGAGACUGAGAAACUCUGCGGACGACUAAAGGACCUUAAAAACCUCCGCGUCCUUCUGCUGUCAAGUCCCUGGAAGCACCUCGUUCCUGCCGGGGAAGUUAGCGCGGAUAAAGCUCGUCCAAGACUUCAGCUUCCUGCCGAGGACUUAUUCGUCCAUGACCUGGCCAUCAUUCAGUUCCAGUCCAUUCUGCGCUUGUUCCAACCAGGAAACAUUCUCGUGCACACAACCCUCAGAGGAAUGAGCCGCCAAUGAGUGACAUUAAGUGUCAUACGUUUCUUCUAGGCUUGGAGGUCAACUAGGAGAUCAGACCUCCUCGCCACCAUGAAAGGUUUGGGGACCAGUCGUAGCAAGCAUCUAUCGGAUUCCUGUAAUCCCUCUGCUGGCCAUCCAGAGGCUCUCUACCAACAGAAUACAAGCACUUUGUCACGCAGUCCUUACUUGCUAAGCCCUGAAAUGGAUCACUACGGUCCAAUGGAUCAGCAUCUCUACACUGCAGGGAAUGCUGGGACUCUUCCACCGGACUGCAUGAUGCCGCUCAACAACCAAUUAUCCAACAGCAGCACCUUCCCGAGGAUUCACUACAACUCCUAUGACACGUCUGACUACUCGACAGCUGGAGAUACCAUUGGUGGAAUAAGCACAGGGACGAUUGGUCCGUCCAUGUCCAUGGGCAUGAUGCAGGGGAUGGGUAUGACAGGGCUGAGCGGGAGACACAUGAUCACAAGUGGCUCAGCGACAAUCUCCCAUCACAUGACCAAACACCAAGCACCCACGAGCCUGCUGGAGUUCGACAAACAGCUGUCUGGAGCUCGCGAUGGAUUUAGCACAUUACAGUUCCAUCGGGCAGCCGCGGCAGACAAGCAGCGCACGGACAGCCCAGGGCGCAUCCGCUACAUGCUGCACUCGGUGCAGAAGCUCUUUGCAAAGUCUCAGUCACUGGAGGGCCAGAAUAUGAAGGGCAACAUCAACGGCCGCUCCACCGGCAGCGGCGGUGGGUCGUCUGGAACCGAGGACAGUGGAAAGCACAGCCGCAGAUCCAAGAGUAAAGACCGAGGAACAAAAUCUGAAGCGACGAAAAGACGUCCGCGGUCCAACAUGUCGGGCUACUGGAGUUCCGAUGACCUGGACAGCAAUGAUAUCAGUAGCUACCAUACAAACAUGAUGACGCUCGGACGUGCAACCGCUCACGUGAACCAGGGUGGACAGAACAGAUACAACCACAGUGGCUUCAACACAAUCAGUUCCUCCAAGAGCAGCCAUGACAUGAAGUACCAGGCUCUUCCUGCACCCGGAGUGGGGGGCAGCAGCGGCGGGUUUGGUGAAGCAGGAGCUAUGUUGAUGAAUGACAGUGACUAUAUGAAAGGAGGCUCCUGGUCAGCACUGACUAUGGGCCAGCCAAGACCGACCAUCCAGAAAGGCUCAGCGACUCUGGAUAGAUCCAUGCUUAAAUCCAAAUCUUGCCAACAAGAACUGACCUGCAACUACUUACAGGUCGGGCGAAGGGGGGACUGGAGCAGCACGCUGGGUCGAAACGGGGGUGCCAACGAAAUCCCGUGUCGUCGGAUGCGCAGUGGUAGCUAUGUAAAAGCAAUGGGAGACAUGGAGGACAGUGAAGACUCAGAGGGAAGUCCCAAACCCUCACCCAAGAGUGCGGCUCGUCGCCAGAGCUACCUCAGGGCUACGCAGCAGUCUCUGAGCGACCAGCUACCGCCUCGCAACAGAACCCUGGAAUACGCCCUGUUGCAGGGGGAGCUGGAUGCUCUGUGGUCUCCUGUCCACUCUGUGUCCUCCCUGCACCAGCUGAGCAGGUCAAUGAGCAGCUGUCUUCCAUCUCUAAGAGAGCUCUCCAAUAACCGCAGUCUGGACAACCUGGACUGUAUUGGUGGUACGGGCUCGUCUUUGCGACAGUGGGACGACGAUGACCUCAGUCAAGCCUGCAGCACAUUGGGCAGACGCAUGGGGCAGCUCCGAGACCUUGACCUGAGCCGCCACUAUGAAGACCGAAGUUCCGAUUCCACAUUCAGAGACUCCCGCUCUCACUCUCAGGACAACCCCGAGCCCCCCGACCUGCCCAUGCCCACGUGCUUCCGAUCCCGCAGCCACAGCUACCUGAGAGCCAUUCAAGCGGGUUGUUCUCAAGACGACGACACCGGCUCGGUGGAUUCAGGCUCACCUCCUCUGACUGACGCUACCGUCCGCACCUACAGCACCAGCACUGAAGACCUACCUACUCAGUGGAAGACUUGGAAAGAGCAGUUUGGCUCUUACCUGAUAGCCACUGGCUUGGACAAAGCCCCAAAGGAAAAACAACUAGCCAUAUUUCUCCAGCGUUUGGGGACUGACAGACCACGCAUCCUACCCACACGCACAGUCUCCACAUGCAUCACCGCCUGUAAGAAGUCGGCUCCGCCUCCAGUUCCACCCCGCACCACCUCCAAACCCUACAUUUCGGUGACGGUGCAGAGCAGCACAGAAUCAGCCCAGGACAACUACCUGGAUCAGCAGGACCAAAGGUCGGAGGUCAACAGCCAGUCUAGCCACGCGCACAGCAACUCGUCCGACAGCCUUGACAGCACCCGUGCCAACAGCCUGGCUCGGGGAAUCCCCCGACCCCCACACAUCAUCCCCACUCCCAUCGCGAUCCCUCGAGGGCCCCUGGUCCCCACCACUGCAAAUGCUUCCACCGAGACCAGUGACUCAGUGGUACAGCACGACUUCCACAAAUCAGGGUUAAAUAAAGCCAGCCUGCAGGCGGAGGAGCCUGAGGUGAUCCCAGUGCCGAGACGGAAGCUGUCCUCCAUUGGCAUCCAGGUUGACUGCAUUCAGGAGGUUCCCAGAGAGGAGACGCCGCCCCUGGCCAAGUUUCAGUCCAUUGGAGUACAGGUGGAGGACGGGUGGCAGCCCAAACGCCCCUCCAACAUGGCCUCAGACCAAGACUCCCAGAACAUCCCUGCCAAAUCCCACAUCAACAACGCUAAACCCCCGCUGAAGAAAACCAUGGUCAGCAGUGCCAGCCAAUCCACGAGCCCCCCUCCGGCCCAGGACUCUCUAGACAACGGAGACACCACUGGUGACUCCUCUCCUCCUGCAGCUCCCAGACAGAUCCUUAACCGCUCCACCACCAGAAGUAGCUCUUCCUCCUUCUCAGAGAGCCUCGAUCCAGCUCUGGAUCCCUCAUCGUUGCCGCCUCCGGACCCCUGGCUGGACAGUGGGAACGGGAGUCACCCCGGUGUCCCCCAGAGUGCCAGUGGGGGGACGCUUUGUAAACGAGAUGGUCACUGGUUCCUGAAACUGCUGCAGGCAGAAACGGGUCGGAUGGAAGGAUGGUGCCAGCAGAUGGAUCAGGAGACCCGGGACAACCAGCUCUCAGAGGAGGUGCUGGGAAAGGUCCGCAGUGCAAUCGGAAGUGCCCAGCUCCUCAUGUCCCAAAAGUUCCAGCAGUUUCGGGGCCUGUGUGAACAAAACUUGAAUGUGAACGCCAAUCCGAGACCCACUCCCCAGGACUUGGCUGGCUUCUGGGACCUGCUGCAGCUGUCCAUCGAGGACAUCAGCCUGAAGUUCGACGAGCUCUACCACCUCAAGUCGAAUGACUGGAAGCCCGUAGCGUGUGCAGCAGCCCAGUCGCCCCCUGAGCGGAAGGACGAGGACGCGACAAAGAAGACUGGUAAAGGUCGGCCAUCGCUGGGACGGGAGAAGAGCGGCGACUCGUCGUCCUCCGCGGAGAAGCAGAGGCUGGAGGCUCGUAAGCGUCUGCUGGCUGCCAAGAAAGCCGCCUCCUUUCGCCAGAACUCUGCCACGGAGAGCGGCGACAGCGUUGAGAUCUACGUCCCCGAGGCGCAGACACGCCUCUGAGGCGAGGCGCUGCCAGAUGAAAGCAGCGCUGACACCUGGGAGAAGGAGGAAGACUUUUGCCAUGCUAAUGUGUGUGAAGCAGGCUGAGGUAGGGGAGGAGGGGGGCAGUCACCUGGGCAUUGUGGACUUGGAAGGCUGGUCCUGGUCCCGUCACACUAUCUUUUCAAAUAUUUAAGUAGAGCAGGAGAGAUGUUUGCUACGGAGCAGCUCGUCUCACUAACCAUAGCUGUUGUUCUUGACCAUGUCGCUGCGGUCAUAUCCCGGAGGCUUUUUUUAAAUGUUUAAGUCUAAGACGCAGACAGACGGAGGCCUGUUUCUCCUAGUGUCUUUUCCCAGGUUAGCGGCCGCUCUGUAGCGCCACCCGGUGGCCACGUCGUCGCCAACAACCCCGCCACAUGGACGUCUUCCUCGUGUGAUUGCUUUCUCCUUCCUUCCACUUCAAUGAGGGACGCCGCUGCCGUGGACCGCCCGGGUGUCGGGGGCCGCUCCGAGCCAGGCUCUCGUGUAUCUCGACGAUGUUCGUGUCAAAGAUCUCCGGUUGGAUUUUUAUGGAAAAGCACAACCCUGCGUGACCAAUGAGCUGAAGGGGAUUUCAGGACGUGUUUGCAGAGGCACGAGCAAUUCCUCCACCUGGGGCGCCAUCACCUGUUCGCCGUAGUCGCCGCUCAUUUGAUUAUUUAUUGGGGAAUUCUCAAGUUAAUUGUGUUUUAAGUGCUUCUAGUUUGCAGGAUGACACUGUGACAUUGUUCAUUGUCUGAACAGCUUCUCUGUCCUUCCGUUACACGACAAACUAACUUGUCUUUUUAUGGAGCUAGAGGCGUAUUAUGUAAUUAAAGCAUUCGAAACGAGCCACCGUCUCGCUUUCUGGCCAGCCGCCGCCAACGUUGCUGCUCAGCAAACUGCAGGGCAGGACGUUUUCCUCCUAACAGGACCUGUAUGCUGUUGCUGAGUCUGGCCCGGGGGCCCUCUGAGGCCCUCUAUCAGGCUUCGUGUGGCCGUGUGUUUGCUGAGUCGCUGCUAGUCAGCUGUCAAAUACACAUGGUGAGUAAAUAGUGACUUUAAAUGUUUUUAAAUUUUUCAAGAGCCAGAUGAAAGCGCCAUGACGUUGUGUGACGCAUUUCUUUGCCACUUCUGAUUGAGUGAGUGUUGCUAAUCCUGUGCCUCAACUUUAACUACUCGAUUUAGAAACAGUUCACCCCAGUCUGGCCUUCGGUGUGUGACAAAGGCUUGUCACACCCCCCAGGAAGAAGUAAACAUUUUGCGCCCCCUCAAUCCUCUGCCACCUCUGAAAUACAGUACUAUCAUUUGUCUAUAAAAUGACACCUCUGUGUCACAUGGUGUCCUUGUCAACAUUAAAGAAAAAAUAAAGUAAUAUAGAGCAACUUCCAACACAGAAUAACUUUAGUAACAUUUUGUCUGGAUGUGCAUUUACACUGUAAAAGUAUGUUCCCCAAGGUCACAUGCCCCGCCCCCCAGCAUCACUCCACGCCCCCCUGAGGGGGUCCCGUCCCACUUUAUGAGAGGGACUGGUCUGCCCUCACCUGAUGUCUUGCAACAUGACAGUCCAUUUAUUCACUAAUUUUCACCAUGAACCUCACCAUAUAUUACAUUUAACUGAAUAGAUUUUUUGGUUAUUCUAACUUAACAUUUAUAUGAAUAACAACUCUAAAAUUCAUGUUUUCACUAUUCUGAUCCCAGUCAGUUUAUAUUCCUGAAUUCCUAAAUAAGAUUUUUAGGGCUUUUAAGAAAUUCAUUUUGAUGAUUAGUCACUGACUAAAAUAAUGAAUCCAUCGUGAAUUUCCAACUUUACGGAGGGCGUUUUUCAGUGGACCAAUUCCUGGUGCACCACCUUAUACAGUUGCAAGUAAAGAUCCAUGAUGAAGAAGACAAAGUUAAAGCUUUUCAGAGCACGUUACCUCAAACAUCACAAAUAAAUAUUUACUGAACCAUCUGUGUAAAAUGUUAGGAAAAAAGGAGCUGAAAUUAAACAAUAAUAACCAUGUGUUAACUUCACACAGAGUGCGGUUACAUGCAGAGCGUAGUCCGACUAAGGCAACAGCUCGAUUAAGCACAAGACACAAGAUAAUCGGGCUAUGAGUAGUUCACCUCCGUGUCGAGGGGUGGCGCUGUGAGCAGUUCCUAUGAGCGUAGAGGAAGAGCAAUCAAAGCUGACAGGUAGCAAGGAGCUGUUUCAGACUGUUAUAUUGAAGUCUGUGUAGACUGACUGAUGAACUAGUUUAACUUCAGAGGUCCAGAAUCAGCACGUCUGAGUGAUGCUUCAACACCGUCAACACACUUCCUUCGGCAGGUUUUGGGAUGAAACUUGGGAGACUGAGGAACACACACACAUUCAGUUUUCUGGCCCGGCAUGUAACCGUACUCCAUGUCCAGUGCAGCUCUUCCAGGUGCUACGCUGCGAUGUCAUCACCAUCAUGAAGGAGAUUGUGCUGACGAAUGAAACUUCAGGAUAGAAAACACGCUGCAGAGUUGGCUCCUCACUGGAGCACCUCCACGCUUCCGAGCUUUAUUCAGAUGAUUCUGACUCAACAAUUAUGAUUCCUCCCAUUAGUUAGAUUUCAGCUCCGAAUGUUGUCUUUUCUGCAAGCUAAUGUUCAUACGUCACCAAAUGCCUUUGCAAUGUUCGUUUUUACCACCUAAAUACACGCAGCCAUUUCUUGUUGAGCAGCUCCUCUGCUCAGUAGUUUUCAUGAAUCAAGAGAUGCUCAAAAAUGUAGCCACAUUUGAAUUUCAACAUGUACCUUUUGCUUUCAUUGAAAGCUGUCUGAUCAAUAAUGAUGAAAAAUUAAACUCCCACACUCUUUCAAAAUGUCUAAAACAUAUAUAAAAUAUAAAAUAUUUUAUAUCAUAAUAAUAUAUAAGAGUGGGAUUUGAUUAAAAAAAAUCUAAUUAAUUAUACAAUUUGUGAUUCAUUAAUCUCAAUUAAUCAUAGUUUAAUGGUAAAAGAAUAUUUGCCCCAUUUUUCAAUUUGAAUGAAUUUGGUAUAUUACUGAAUCAAUGAUGAAGCCAUACAUACAUUUAAACAACAAAAUAUAAGCACAAUAAAUCACAAUGGUGGCUAUGUUCAAGUUUUUAUAUCACCUUAUUUAAACUAAAGCUCUUUUCAUGUCUUGAAAAUAUUUGUAUAACAAUUUCAAUUUUAUAAGAAUUUCAAGGACAUUAGAGUAGUGGAAACUGUUUUUGUUCAGGGAUUCCUCCAUGUUUGUUGUUGUUGUUAUCAUCUGAGCUGCCACAUGUCUUGUGCAUCAGUGUGAUAAAUGGACCAGGAACUCCUGCACUUACAAAGGUUCCCUGUUGUCUGGAGAGCAAACUGUUAAAUUAAAUUAAAUUAAAUUAAAUUAAAUUAUUUUGUGUUGUAAUAAAUGAAUUGUAAUUAACUUGUUAAAUUACCACCACUAAUAAUAUUAAAUAUUUAUUCCACAUAUGACCUUUUUUCAUGUUAUCAUGGGUUUAUUUAUUUACUAAAUUAAAAAGUUAAUGCAUUUUUAAAGUGGAUGCUAUAUAUUUUUGGAGCAUUUGGGGUGUUUAAGAUCAUUUAUUUUCAUUUUAAUAUCAUCAUGACCAUAUUCUGAAUUCUGGUGUGAAAUAUGAAAUGACUUUUCCAGACUGGAUGUGGAGGCUCUAUGAAAAGCAGUCAUCCCACCAGACUGCAGCAAACUUCACCUCCCUGCUGUCGGAAGUCUGGCUAACUUUGACCCCCGAAACAUGCUCGGCGGGGGGCGCUGAAUGGAGAAUCCCAAAUGACCGCUCUUCUCUCUGCUCUUUGGCAGCAGCUCUGCUCUUGAUGGCCGUCCAUUGUUUGCGUCCGUGUCGGCGGGGAAGGGGCUGCCGGGUGUCAAUGGCCUGAUCUUCUCUGCUGCUCGGCCUCAUUCAUCUGACUGGGAGAGCCGAGUCGUUAGCACCUUCAGUCAUUCAAAUGUCUGCGCUGAUGAGAUUUCCAACGGCCAGAGAGGCGCUCGCUGCCUGAUCACCGCGUUUGCAUGAAAAGCAAAUCAAACCUGCAGCUUCUCUGACCUUCUGAAGCCUCCAUGUCUUCAACUGUCUUCCUUGUCUCCUGUCAGUUGACGUCUCUGGCCGCCGCAGCACAUCGGCCUCCUCCACAGAAGCUGACCUUCGUCCCACCUGCGUUCGAUUCUCUGCCAGGCUUUAUAGCACCCCACAGUUGGGAUCAUCAGAAGCUUCCAGAUCAGGAGCCUGGAGCAGCUGUGAAAACCAAUGCUGCCCAAGUGACUGCUCAGACAUCUAAACUAGGUUACCGCCCAAUACACACUGGCUGGCUGCCAUCACCCAGCCUCUUUCCAGAGUCCAGACGCCAUGUUGUCCUGUCCACGAUGGCUGUGCAGAUGAAGCUUCUGAAAACAUCUGAGCUGAUCCUUCAGAAAUGUGAUGACCGAUCCUGAAACUACUGGUGACUGGUGUCACUUUCACUUCACUUUUGCGCCAGAUCAGAAAGCUGGGACACAAGCACACUGCUAUAACAAGAUAAAGCACUCGGUAAAUAUGAGCGUGAAAUCAUCCGAUCAUCAAGACCAUUUCACCCCACACAGUUUCUUGAAGUGAGAUGUAUCCACGAGGUCAUAAAACCAGCGAAAAUAUUAAGGUUUUGUGUGGUCAAAAAUGAAUGUAAAAAAAUAGCUGGUUCUGAGAAGAGAUGAUCUGAAAUGUUACUUUUGACAGCCUCUCAGUGAGUGACACAAACAAACAGAAAUCACAUCCCAACUGACUUGUAUGAGCUGUCAACAUCAGUCUGACGCUCAGUGUUUGGCAGCAGGGCUCCUCUCAACUCCACAGCCACAGAACAGACCUAUGAUCAUCUGUCUGUUGAGGUGUGAUGUGGCUGCAUUGCAACAUGCAUAAAAUCUGAGGUUGUUACUAAAUAAGAUUGAUUUGAAUGGGGCAGAGACGUGACGUUGUCCUGUUUAUUAUUGACAGAAAAGUCAAGGUUAUUCUUGAUUUAUAGUUCAGUGAAAAGUCGGCCACUUCUAGACCUAGAGAGUUCUGUAAUCCAGGAGCAGGUCAUUCGCAGGACUUCAGCGACAGGCAUCUUGAGGUUCGCAGUUCUUUACUGUAGUUCCCGGUGAUCAGAAACCAUCUCAGGACAGUUUCAGAAGGGGACACCUGGAAAUUCAAAACAGUCAGCACCCCCCGCCCCCCCACAUCAGGUCAUCCCAGCCGCCGCGGACCAAACCAACCUCAUUAGCACCUCUGCUUUGUUCCACUGGGAGUCCUGCAGGAA